AUGAGGAGGAAGGUGAAGCUUGCUUUUAUCGAACAUAACUCCUCAAGGAAGGCCACCUUCAACAAGAGGAAGAAGGGCCUCCUUAAGAAGGCCAGUGAGCUCUGCAAUCUAUGUGGUGUCCCCGCAUGUGCAAUCAUCUAUGGUGAGCACGAGUCCAAGCCCGAACCGUGGCCUCCGUCCCCCAUCUCGGUGCACCGGGUUAUCUCUAAGUUCCAUGAUAUGUCGGAGGUGGAACAAAGGAAGAAGAUGAUGAAUCAGGAGAACUUCCUACUGCAGAGGAUCACGAAGACUGAGGAGCAGUUGAAGAAGCUGAGGAAGGACAAUAAGGAGAUGGAAAUGCUUAAUGUGAUGUACCAAGGCUCAGGCGGGCUGCAGCCGCCAGAGUGGCUCCAAGACAUGAACAUGCUAGACCUGAACAAUGUCGAGUGGGUGAUUGAUCAGGUCUUGGAUAAGAUCUAUCAGAGACAGGAGAAGGUGAGUAAGACCGAGGUGGGGAGGAUCAAAGGAUGUGAUGGAAGAAGCAGAAAAGGCGGGACCGGAGGAUGCCCGCACUUAGGUGGAAGAUAUCAAUAAUAAUGUGCUUUGUUGUCAUGCCGAUAAGAAUUAUUAGAGCACAUGCAGUGAAUUAACGUCGUCAGUCUCUUGAGUCAUAGUUAAAGAAAAUAAAUAAAUUCAUAUUGGAUCAACUAUCUAGUGAAUCUAGGUGGCUGGUUUUGGUUUGAGUCAUGCUUACUAGUAGAUGGAUAUUGUGAUAUCUAUGGACUUAUGAAAUGAUAUGCGCGCGAGGGUCUUAUUGAGUGUAAUUUCACAUUCUCCACUCGAGUUUGAUUUCUAUUUUUUUUCA
Punica granatum (pomegranate) is the source of this 844-nucleotide messenger RNA. Lineage: Eukaryota; Viridiplantae; Streptophyta; Magnoliopsida; Myrtales; Lythraceae. The record is from RefSeq and is a predicted model, not a curated record.